ACAGACUUUUAUUUUAGAUAGUUGUGUUACCGUAUCGAGGUCAAAUUGGAUACUAAUAUGGGUUUGACAUAUUAAGCAUUUCUUGCAUUUGGAUUAUUGUGUUGGUUUCCUAAAUCCCAAUGUUUGUGGUUUUAUCUAUUUGCUCGUGUUCUUGUUCAUGCCCCUGAAUUCCUGUUUGUGUUACCUCUCCAAAAAAACACCUUACCCUAUUUCUUCUUAGGAUGAUUUUCAAACAAAUACGAGCUUCAAAUUAAGUUGCUAGAUUCUAAAUGGCUUUGAAAGCUACAGGUCAGAUUUGGUUGCUAUCAAAUUUUGACUCACAAGAAGACAUUGCUUAUCCAAAUGAUCCCAGGGUGCCUAUUAAGGUGGAUGAAGAUAUUAAACAGCUUUUCCGGAAAAUUGAAUUGCCACGUGACAUGAUUGAUAUAGAGAAGGAUCUUCAAAAGAAUGGCAUGAAACCUGCCACCAACACUGCAAAGAGGCGAGCUGCAGCCCAGGUUCAGGGCAUAUCUACUAAGCCCAAACAGAAGAAGAAGAAGCAAGACAUCAGCAGUAGGACCAAGCUAACCAAUUCCCACCUUCCAGAGCUUUUCCAGAACCUCAGAAGUUGAUGAAUGCUGCCGUGGGAUCAAGAUAUUGUUGGAAAAUCCUGCUCAGAAUGGCAGUUCCUCUUUUGCAAGUUUGUGGAUGAGAAGAGUUGGAGAAGUAUCAUAUUAGCAUCAAUUUAUGAAACCUUUUAUAUUAUAUUUGAGUAAUAGAUUGUCAAAUCCAAUGGUAUGGUAUAUGGUACUACGGGUGUAACUGGUGCAAGGCUACAAUGUCUUUUUUUAUUAUUAUGAGUAAAAAUCACUGCUGAACUGUGUUGUUGUUCCUUAUCUAUAACAUUGA
Molecule: messenger RNA, 888 nt
Organism: Rubroshorea leprosula
Lineage: Eukaryota; Viridiplantae; Streptophyta; Magnoliopsida; Malvales; Dipterocarpaceae
Source: the annotation of a GenBank genome assembly